Molecule: messenger RNA, 1038 nt
Organism: Apiotrichum porosum
Lineage: Eukaryota; Fungi; Basidiomycota; Tremellomycetes; Trichosporonales; Trichosporonaceae
Exons: 3
Coding region: 1-1038 (345 amino acids)
Source: RefSeq, a predicted model, not a curated record
AUGCCCCUCCCCUCCAUUCCCAGUCUGGGCCCCAUUGUUGACCUCAUUCCAGACGUCUCCACCGUUCUCGUACCCUAUACGGCUGGCGGCGACACACUCCCGAGCGAUCGUGUCGGUCCUCUCGGAGCUGACCAUUAUGCACAACGCGACACGAGCCUCAACCACGCCGUCUGGUCCCUCUUCCCCGUGAACGACGAAUUCAGCGUCAAGAACAUUGACAGACUGGGAGAACACAUCACCCCACCUCACAAGGACGGAGGAUACGGACCAACUUUUGCCCGUAAUCUGCUUACUCAAACCGUCUCCAUCCAUGAACGCGGUCGCAUCAUCGCCAACCUCCAUACCCUCAAUCUGAUCUUCUCGGGACUGGUUUCAGGGUCACAUUACUUCCCGCCAACAGUGGACGGCGAGCUGCUCAGCUUUUGGUCGGUGAUUCGCGAUCGCAAACACGCCAACCUGGCGGAACCAGUACUGGACUUGGUGGAGCGCUUGACGAGACGCAAGGACAGCACAAACCAGGUGUCCUUCCAGAGCGCCCACUACGCGGCUGCGAUGAUCGACUAUUGCCUUAUCCUGUGCGACCUGUACCCAUGGACCGCCACACCGCUGCUCUUCACCAGCAAAGACGCCUUUGAGCUGGGAGUAGCUCAACUGGAAGCAAGCCUCUGGAGCAACAUGAGCGUGACCGCCUUACACCUUGCCAAGUCGACAGGCGAUAACGGUUGGCUCCACAUCGCACAGGGCACAGCGGCAGCGGUAUACAACAUGCGCUUUGCGACAUCCAAACUCCUUGCUCGUGCAUAUUGGCCUCAUGUCCAAGGACGGCAGCAUGCUCCUCACCAAGCAGGUUUUCGAGUCUCAAGGGUCAAAAGAGUCAUUGCUCAGUAUGCUCAUCCACUGCGCCGAGCCAAACAAGUGGGCUCACGAAAAGUGCUACGACAAGCACACCUGUUGGUCAUACAAGUUCUUCACCCCUCACUCCGAGCUGUGAGGAAUGGGGUGUCGGGUGCCUUCGCCAACAACAACCAAGAUGCAUGA